Orbicella faveolata is the source of this 2681-nucleotide messenger RNA. RefSeq lists its product as uncharacterized. Gene Ontology annotation, cellular component: cytoplasm. NCBI's taxonomy places the organism in Eukaryota, Metazoa, Cnidaria, Anthozoa, Scleractinia, Merulinidae. Gene Ontology annotation, molecular function: glycosyltransferase activity. The record is from RefSeq and is a predicted model, not a curated record.
GCUCUUAAAUAUGUAAUGAGAUGUCAUAAAUGUGAGAGUGAUAUACAGUAAGAGUAGAGUGUCAACAGCUGAAUUAAACCUUUCGAUUGUCAACACGGUCCAACCUAGACAAUCUAUGUUCCUGUAAACCUACAAAAUUGUUCUUCUGUUCCGCUGCUCUAACGCGGACAUUUACAUUUUUUAUAAUCCUUGUUCGUCCGUUGUCCUUCAGGAUUAUAUUUUAGAUACUACAAGUUUACCAAACACGUCACUGUUAAACAAAGAAAAGCCUUGGUCUUGAAACAAUCCACCCCAAGCAGCUGAAGAAAUAACGAACAAGUAAAUUUUGCGUGAUAACCCAAAGUAAGGUCUGUCGUUUAGAUCAAGCCAUCUACAAACUCACAACAUCGGGGAAUGCGAGGAAAGAAUAAAGUAUUGUACGAAUUAAGAAGAAUCCAGCUUUCAUGGGUGUUUAUAGAUCGGUCGAUCGAUCGGUUAAGAAAUAGAAAACGAGCCGACAGAAAGAAUAUUGGUGAUAAAAUACUCCAAGUGAGCCUUGAUGGUUCCUUCCAGGUCUUUGUGAAUUCCAAAGAAGUCGCUGUCAUUCUCAGGCAAAAGAUGCUUGAUCAUACAAAGACUGAUUUAGAUGUCAGAGUCACAGGAAAAAGAAUAUAAUGGAUAAUCAACAUGGAAACAAGCAAGAAAAAAAUGACAGACAAAAGAUCAGUGGCAUAACAAUGAAAAGGAAAUUGUGCUGUAAGGGAUUGUCAGUGAGACCACGCUGCAGUCGAAAGAUCUUCACACUAAGAAGACUUACGUGUUUCUCGAUAGCAGUGUACGUGCUAAUCAUCGUGUUUUCGUUGCAUACUUUUCGAGACAAGUUUGCAGUCGUUACUGAGCGGUUUGAAUCUCUCCCAAGUCAAGGGAGUCUGUUGAGAGCACGGAGUCCAUCAAUCGUAUCUACUUUGUCUUUAAAUACUACAAAUACCACAUUAUCGGUUGUGAAAACAACUGCACAGACCUUUGUGUCUCGGACAACAGUAAAACAAGAGAAUUAUAAUUCAAGUGACAAGGCGUUAAUGGAUAGUUGUCGAGGUUGGUGUCGUGGAAAAACGGAAAAUUCGUCAAAACCUUAUUUCUUAACAGCAGUCUUGCUCGUAAGAAUCUAUGUUAAAGACCUCGCUCAGUUAACGACAAGAGAAAUGAGGCAAUGGCUGUACUAUUUGCGAUACGCUGGAUUCGAGCAUGUAUACGUGUACGAUGCCUUUGUGUAUAAAGAAGAGUCACAAGAGCAAGCACUGAAGCAUUUAAUCGACGAAGGAUUUGUAACAUAUGUGGACUGGAGUCACCGAGCUUUUCCUUAUUCUAUCAGCGGUACACAACAUGCUGCUUAUCAAGACUGUAUCGUCAAGUUUGGACAUGAAUCUAUGUGGCAAGCUGCAAUCGAUAUUGAUGAGUACCCCUUCAGCCCUACAGAUCAGCAACCAAAGUUUGCGCAAAGGAAAGUAGCAAGCUUUAGCAAGGCGAUGCCUAUUGCUUCAGAACUAAGCAUGCAGAAUUUUCUGUUUUUAGGAAAACCUCUCGACAGUAAUGAACAUCCAUUGCUUAUCGAUCGACUAUGGCGGAGAACACACGGACCAGCUAACGCGCUUGUAAAGCCAAUCUAUAAGCCGAGUCACGUUGCACGAGCUGCAGUGCAUCAUAACGCUCUGUCAAAGGGAAACUCGGUGAAUUUUCCAGUGACUGAGCUUCGUAUGAAUCAUUAUUGGGGAGCGAGGCUGCAGAACUGGGGAGAUGACACACCAGAAAUCCUUGGUAAAACACAACCAGAUACUUCAAUGGAGACUAUUGUGAAAAACCUGAAGGACUGCAUCACUCAUUGUCUCCCGUCCGUGGAUUUAGUUUAUCGCAAAGAGUGGAGCUAAUUAGAAACAGAAUACAUAAUAUUGCAACUCAAUAUUACAAUCUAACUGGUUGCGCUGCAUUAUAUAGUAGUAUUCACUGUUACGCUGAUGAUUCACAAGUUUACAUUUCAUUUAGUUCUAACGACAGAGCUGAGCAACUUGCUGUGGUGAGGAAUAUAGAAGACUGCACCAGAGACAUCCGGUUUUGGAUGUUGAAUAAUGAUCUUAAAUUAAACGACGACAAGACUGAAUUCCUCAUUAUAGGUACGUCAUAACAGCUGGAAAAGCUAGACAAUAUCAGUAUUCGUGUGGGUGACUCAGAUAUUCAUCCCGUGCCAAUCGCGAGAAAUCUUGGUUCUUGGUUUGAUUCUAGUCUGUCCAUGGCAACACAUAUCAGAAAAAUCUGUGCCUCUUCAUUUUACUAUAUCUAUAAUAUUCGUCGGAUCAGAAAGUAUCUUCACAGCAGUCAACUGAGACUCUUGUCCGUGCAUUCAUAACAAGUCGCCUUGACUACUGCAAUGGUCUUUUAUAUGGACUACCAGAUUGCUUGUUAAAUAAACUGAAACGAGUACAGAAUGCCUGCGCCAGAUUGAUUUUUAAAGAACAGAAAUUUUGCCAUGUAACGCCUCUUAUUUAUGAAUUACACUGGUUACCGAUUAGAUACAGAAUCGAGUUUAAAGUGUUUUUAAUUACUUUUAAGAUUCUUAAUUUUUUUAGCGCUUACUUAUUUAUCGUCUCUGAUUUCUCUUAGGCUCCCAUCCAAAUAUAAUCUAAGGAAUUCUAGCGAUAAACUUUUAC